Messenger RNA from Nanorana parkeri, 4697 nucleotides. RefSeq names its product mediator of RNA polymerase II transcription subunit 12-like. NCBI's taxonomy places the organism in Eukaryota, Metazoa, Chordata, Amphibia, Anura, Dicroglossidae. The transcript has 30 exons. Gene Ontology annotation, molecular function: transcription coactivator activity. The annotation marks the transcript as partial. Gene Ontology annotation, biological process: regulation of transcription by RNA polymerase II. Gene Ontology annotation, cellular component: mediator complex. The record is from RefSeq and is a predicted model, not a curated record.
UCCCCGUGACGUCACUAGCGCGCUCCCCGCUCCGCUUCUGACUUGUUGUUUCCUUCGUACGUCAUCGGGUGCGCGCCCCCUGGAAGGCCAGGAAGAUGGCGGCCUUCGGUGUACUCAGCUAUGAGCAGCGGCCCCUCAAAAAACCCCGACUGGGGCCCCCCGAUGUGUAUCCGCAGGACGCCAAGCAGAAGGAGGACGAGCUCACGGCUCUGAAUGUAAAGCAAGGAUUCAACAACCAGCCGGCCGUAUCUGGAGAUGAACAUGGCAGUGCCAAGAAUGUCAACUUCAACCCGGCCAAGAUCAGCUCCAACUUCAGUAACAUCAUGGCGGAGAAGUUACGCUGCAACACUCUCCCGGACACGGGCCGCAGGAAACCUCAGGUCAACCAGAAAGACAACUUCUGGCUGGUCACGCCUCGUUCCCAGAACUCCAUCCACAACUGGUUCACCGAUCUCGCCGGGACCAAACCGCUCACACACCUGGCUAAGAAGGUCCCCAUAUUCGGGAAGAAGGAGGAGGUGUUCGGGUACCUGGCCCGAUAUUCCGUUCCUGUCAUGCGUGCCGCCUGGCUGAUCAAGAUGACCUGUGCGUACUACGCCGCCAUCACCGAGACCAAGAUGAAGAAACGCCACGUCAUGGACCCCAUCAUAGAGUGGACGCAGAUUAUCACCCGCUACCUAUGGGAGCAGCUGCAGAAGAUUGCCGAGUUUUACCGGCAGGCCACUGGGGGCUGUGGUCCUCCUCCUGGGGCGACUCCUCCGGAGGUAGAACUAGCUCUGAAGCAGUGGGAAUAUAACGAGAAGCUGGCCAUGUUCAUGUUCCAGGAUGGAAUGCUGGAGCGACACGAGUUUCUCACCUGGGUCCUGGAAUGCUUUGAAAAGAUUCGUCCCGGGGAAGAUGAGCUCCUAAAGCUGCUGUUCCCUCUCCUCCUGCGUUAUUCCAGUUCCUUAGUCCAGUCCGCUUACCUGUCGCGUCGCCUGGCUUAUUUCUGCACGAGACGCUUGGCGCAGCAAGUGGAAGGCAGCGGCGGUCACAUCCUCGCAGCGCAGACCGGCACAGCGCUGCCCCCUACACCUGCACCUCCUACCCCAUCGGGAUCUGCCCCGUCCUCACCCUUCAGCGAUCUUCUGCAGUGUUCUCAGCACCGGCCGCUCGUGUUCGGGUUGAGUUGUAUGCUGCAGAGUAUUGUCCUGUGUUGUCCCAGCGCUCUUGUCUGGCAUUACUCUCUGACUGAUAACAGAAUUAAGACGGGAUCCCCCCUGGACCAUCUUCCCAUCGCUCCAUCUAGCUUACCAAUGCCAGGCGGUAAUUCUUCCUUCACACAGCAGGUGCGACGAAAGCUGCGUGAGAUGGAGCAGCAGAUAAAGGAGAGAGGCCGUGCCGUGGAGGUUCGAUGGUCGUUCGAUAAAUGUCAGGAAGCCACAGCAGGCUUUCCCAUUGGGCGAGUCCUUCACACUCUGGAGGUUCUGGACAGUCACAGCUUUGAGAAGUCUGAUUUCAGCAACAACUUGGACUCUCUGUAUAACCGAAUCUUUGGGCUGGGCAUCGGCAAGGACGGGCACGAGGUUUCCCCGGACGAUGAUGCCGUGGUGGCUCUGCUGUGUGAGUGGGCUGUGAGCUGUAAGCGGUAUGGACACCAUCGGGCAUUGGUCGUAGCUAAAUUACUAGAAAAGAGGCAGAUGGAGAUCGAAGCUGAGAGGUGUGGGGACUCUGAAGCGGUUGAUGAAAAAGGAUCCGUGUCUUCUGGUUCUCUGUCUGCCCUGAGCUCGCCUCCCGUGUUCCAAGAUGUCUUGCUGCAGUUCCUGGACACGCAGGCUCCAGUAUUAACGGAUCCAUCCAACGAAUCUGAACGCGUCGAGUUUUAUAACCUGGUGCUGCUGUUCUGCGAACUGAUCCGGCAUGACGUGUUCUCACACAACAUGUACAUGUGCACACUGAUAUCCAGGGGGGACCUGGGCCUGGACCACGCACCGCGACCUCGUUCUCCGUAUGAGGACCCGUCCGAUGACACUGACCGCAAGGAGGGAGAGACCAACAACAGCAUCAAGUUAGAGGACACGACCCUCUCCGAGACCAUGGACAUUGAUCACAGUUCGGGGCCUUUAGCCGAUGACAUGGAGAAAAGUGAAUUCCCGAUGUUCUCGCCCGCGAUGCGCUGCGAGGGGCGGAGUCCUGGACCCGAUGACGGGGACUGCGAAACACGGCGGACGGGGAAGCCUACAGCGGCGGAAGGACCUCUGGCUUCCUUGUAUGAUCAGCCGCGUCACAUACAAUACGCCACGCACUUCCCUAUUCCGCAGGAGGAGUCGUGCAGCCACGAGUGUAACCAGCGCCUGGUCGUCCUGUUCGGGGUGGGCCGGCAGAGGGACGACGCUCGUCACGUGAUCAAGAAGAUCACCAGAGACAUCCUGAAGGUGCUGAACCGUAAGAGUACGGCCGAGACGGGAUCCAACGAAGGGCAACGCAAACGCAGGGCCAAGCCGGAGGCAUUUCCCACCGCCGAGGAAAUCUUCAGCCGUUUCCAGCAGCUCUCCCAUUUCGAUCAGCACCAAGUUACAGCUCAGGUUUCCAGGAACGUCUUGGAGCAGAUCACCAGCUUCGCCCUCGGCCUGUCCUACCACCUCCCCCUGGUGCAGCACGUGCAGUUCAUCUUCGACCUCAUGGAGUAUUCCCUCAAUAUCAGCGGCCUCAUUGACUUUGCCAUCCAGCUGCUGAAUGAACUGAGUGUUGUGGAAGCGGAGCUCCUCCUGAAGUCCUCCAACCUGGUGGGCAGUUACACCAUGGGCCUGUGCCUGUGCAUCGUGGCCGUCCUGAGACAUUAUAACACGUGCCUGAUCCUCAACCAGGAGCAGACGGCGCAGGUCUUCGAGGGGUUAUGCGGCGUGGUGAAGCACGGCAUGAAUCGGUCAGACGGCUCCUCUGCCGAGCGCUGUAUUCUGGCUUAUCUCUAUGACUUGUACAUGUACUGCAGCCACCUGAAGAGCAAAUACGGAGAACUGUUCAGCGAUUUCUGCUCCAAGGUGAAGAACACCAUUUACUGCAUCGUGGAUCCGUCCGACUCCAACAUGUUGUGGGAGCAGGAGUUCAUGCUGGACACCAUCAUCAACCCGUCCGCGCACAGCUACAACUGCGGCAUGCUGGGAAAACUGCUGAGAGACACGCCCACCAACCGCUACAGCUUCGUGUGCAAUGCGCUGGUCCAUGUGUGCGUCGGAGACCAUGACAUAGACAGGGUGAACGACAUCGCCAUUCUGUGCGCGGAGCUCACCGGGGCCUGUAAAGAUCUCAGUUCAGAAUGGCUGGGGGUGCUCAAGGCUCUCUGCUGCUCGUCCAACAACGGAACCUGCGGCUUCAAUGACCUGCUGUGCAACGUAGAUGUGAGCGAUCUUUCCUUUCACGACUCCCUCGCUAUCUUUGUUGCCAUCCUGGUCGCCCGUCAAUGCUUCUCGCUGGAGGAUCUGAUCCGCUGUGCCGCCAUCCCGUCCCUUCUUACUGCCGCUUGUAGUGAGCAAGACUCGGAGCCCGGCGCUCGCCUCACAUGUCGCAUUUUGCUGCAUCUCUUCAAGACGCCUCAGCUGAACCCGUAUGAUGGGAUCCGCUCUUCGUGUGACCGCCAUCUUCUCGCAGCCGCACAGAACCGCAUUGUUCCCGGAGCGCUGUUUGCUGUCCUCAAAGCUGUAUUUAUGCUCGGUGAUGCAGAACUGCAAGGCUCGGGGUUCCCUCUCCCACCGGGGAAUGAAGAUAUUACAGAUGAGGAUUUAGCAAACAGGCCGGGCGGGAGAUUGGUAUCCAUAGAGACGGCCAGCUUGGAUGUGUACGCUAAAUAUGUGCUGCGCAGCAUUUGUCAGCAGCUGUGCACGCUUGUCUGGGUUGUGCGCUCUGGUCCGGGGCUGUGCACGCUUGUCUGGGUUGGGCGCUCCGGUCCAAGCUGUGCACGCUUGUCUGGGUUGGGUGCUCUGGUCCAAGCUGUGCACGCUUGUCUGGGUUGGGCGCUCUGGUCCAAGCUGUGCACGCUUGUCUGGGUUGGGCGCUCCGGUCCAAGCUGUGCACGCUUGUCUGGGUUGGGUGCUCUGGUCCAAGCUGUGCACGCUUGUCUGGGUUGGGCGCUCUGGUCCAAGCUGUGCACGCUUGUCUGGGUUGGGCGCUCCGGUCCAAGCUGUGCACGCUUGUCUGGGUUGUGUGCUCCGGUCCAAGCUGUGCACGCUUGUCUGGGUUGUGCGCUCCGGUCCAAGCUGUGCACGCUUGUCUGGGUUGUGCGCUCCGGUCCAAGCUGUGCACAUUAUGGUGAUGCAGAACUGCAAGGCUCGGGGUUCCCUCUCCCACCGGGGAAUGAAGAUAUUACAGAUGAGGAUUUAGCAAACAGGCCGGGCGGGAGAUUGGUAUCCAUAGAGACGGCCAGCUUGGAUGUGUACGCUAAAUAUGUGCUGCGCAGCAUUUGUCAGCAGGAGUGGGUGGGCGAGCGCUGCGUCCGCUCGCUGUGCGAGGACUCCAUUGAUCUCCAGGAUCCGGUUCUCAGCAGCGCUCAGGCCCAGCGUCUGAUGCAGUUGAUCUGUUACCCUCACAGACUGAGCGAUGCCGAGCAGGGAGACAACCCGCAGAGACAACGCAUUAAACACAUUUUGCAGAGCCUGGAUCAGUGGACGAUGAGACAGUCUGCUUUGGAACUUCAGCUAAUGAUCAAACAGACAACCAGCAAU